ACCAACCACUUUAAAAUAGCGAAGAAGAAGACAGAGCGGAAGUUACGUCAGGUGUUGACAUGGCGUCUCACAUGUAAAUCACCGAGCUCCAAAAUUGUGGUGGAACGUCUUAGGAGAUUUUAAGGUUUAGGUAAUCUAGUUGACGAUCAACUCUGACUACCAGGACCAAAAAAAUGAGCACUCAAUACAGCAUCCUUUUCAAGCAAGAACAUGCACACGAUGACGCUAUCUGGACGGCAGCAUGGGGUAAAAGUGAGGCGGAUGGGUCAGAAACUAUCGUCACUGGAUCACUGGAUGAUACGGUGAAAGUCUGGAAAUGGUCGGAUGAGAAACUGGAGCUGCAGUGGACUCUGGAGGGCCACCAGCUGGGUGUGGUGUCAGUGGACAUCAGUCACAACGGAGCAAUCGCUGCCUCCAGCUCCCUUGAUGCUCACAUUCGUCUGUGGGACCUGGAGUCUGGAAAACAGAUUAAGUCCAUGGAUGCUGGACCAGUUGAUGCAUGGACAAUUGCCUUCUCCCCAGAUUCUAAAUACAUCGCCACAGGAAGCCAUCUUGGCAAGGUCAACAUCUUUGGUGUGGAAAGUGGCAAGAAGGAAUAUUCCCUGGACACUCGAGGGAAAUUCAUCCUGAGUAUAGCUUACAGUCCUGAUGGAAAAUAUUUGGCGAGCGGAGCUAUCGAUGGAAUCAUCAACAUCUUUGACAUCGCCACUGGAAAGCUACUCCACACACUGGAAGGCCACGCCAUGCCCAUCAGAUCCCUCACCUUCUCCCCGGACUCCCAGCUCCUGGUCACAGCCUCGGACGACGGCUACAUCAAGAUAUACGAUGUGCAGCAUGCCAACCUGGCUGGUACCCUGAGUGGACAUGGAUCCUGGGUGCUUAAUGUGGCCUUCUCCCCAGAUGACACCCACUUUGUCUCAAGCUCGUCUGACAAGAGUGUGAAGGUUUGGGACGCCAGCUCCAGGGCAUGUAUCAACACUUUCUUCGACCAUCAAGACCAGGUGUGGACCGUUAAGUACAACAGCACAGGCUCAAAGAUCAUUUCAGCUGGAGACGACCGCGCCAUCCACAUCUAUGACUGUCCUAUGUGAUGGACAUCCAGUACAAGCUACAGGAUGAGAAGACCCUCAGAGCUGUUUACUCUAAUCGUGGAGUGGAGGAUGGUAAAUCAGGGAGGGAGGGAGGGGUGGGAGCCAAGCUGUAAAUGGCAUGGAUUAUUUUGCACUGGACAGUCAAAUAAAAGGGGUGUUUUUUUUUAUACUUUUGUAGUAUUUGAGUUUUGUAUCAGUGAACCAGUUUAACAGAGCUGUGGAUUACACAUGAUUGUAAAGAGAAUGUCUUUAGGUUUCCCUGAAAGAGACAACAGGAGGUAAAAGAUGAUCAGACAGGUAAAACAUGUAACUGAUAUCAAUAGACAAUACUGUUGAAUAAUUAAAA
Monopterus albus (swamp eel) is the source of this 1437-nucleotide messenger RNA. RefSeq names its product SKI8 subunit of superkiller complex (gene skic8). Gene Ontology annotation, cellular component: Cdc73/Paf1 complex. The coding region runs from base 174 to 1091 and encodes 305 amino acids. The record is from RefSeq and is a predicted model, not a curated record. Lineage: Eukaryota; Metazoa; Chordata; Actinopteri; Synbranchiformes; Synbranchidae. The transcript is spliced from 11 exons. Gene Ontology annotation, molecular function: protein binding.